CCCAUUUGAGCGUCGGACCAGCCGCGCUUCCUCAGUCCGCCGUGUAGCUGCCACAGGCUGAUCUGAAGUGUCACGGUAGAAAUCUCCCCGGUUGUUUGUCAUCGGUGUUUACAUGCUGCGACUGAAGGAUCGUAGAAUACACUUGCUGAGGACACAGCUGGGUUGAUGUCCGCUGCUCCAACAUGGAGCCUUUAGACGUGAUCGCACACAAGAACGGUCGGCAGAGGAAGCUGGCAGGUUCUGCCCCCGCAAAUGUAAACAUUGGGGAGCUGAACAGAGGAGAGAUGAGUGGCUCUGAGGCGGAAGAAGAGGACGAGGCAGAGGGUCUUAUCAGGGGGUCGGAUUCAGAGGGCAGGAGGCACGCAGCCCGGCCGGGGAUCCGUGGCGAGUUGGGCAACGUGGCGCUUCUUCUGUUUCUCUACGUGCUCCAAGGGAUUCCCCUGGGACUGGCCGGCAGCAUCCCACUGAUCUUACAGGGCAAAAAUGUCAGCUACAAAGAUCAGGCCUUUUUCAGCUUCGUCUUCUGGCCGUUUAGUCUCAAACUGCUCUGGGCUCCACUGGUGGAUGCUCUUUACUUCAGCAGGUUUGGCAGAAGAAAGUCAUGGCUGGUGCCCACACAGUACUUGCUGGGCCUCUUCAUGCUCUACCUGUCUGUAACCGUCGAAGCACUGCUGCAGAGCGAGGGAGGACCAAAUGUGGUGAUACUCACUGCAGUGUUCUUCAUGCUUGCCUUCCUGGCAGCCACACAGGAUAUUGCUGUGGAUGGCUGGGCCCUGACCAUGUUGUCCAGGGAAAAUGUGGGUUAUGCAUCUACAUGCAACUCUGUAGGUCAGACGGCCGGAUACUUCCUGGGGAACGUGCUCUUUCUGGCUCUGGAGUCGGCUAAUUUCUGCAACAAGUACCUCAGAGCGGAGCCAAAGGACACAGGCAUCGUGACCUUGUCAGACUUCUUGUUUUUUUGGGGAGUGGUGUUCCUGAUUUCCACAACACUAGUGGCCGUCUUUAAAAGGGAGACUGCGCACGGCAAAGGAAAGAGGAGAGUCCCACAGGAGGAGACAAAGGGCGUCUUGGAAACCUACAAGUUGCUCUUCACCAUUAUCAAGAUGCCAACAGUCUUCACAUUUUGUGCCCUGCUUCUCACCGCUAAAAUCGGCUUCUCUGCAGCAGAUGCGGUGACAGGUCUCAAGCUGGUGGAGGCAGGAGUUCCCAAGGAGCAGCUGGCACUGCUGGCGGUGCCCAUGGUGCCUCUGCAGAUUCUCCUACCAGUCGUCAUCAGUAAAUACACAGCAGGGCCCCGACCGCUGGACAUCUUCUACAAGGCCUUUCCUUUCAGGUUGCUCAUAGGCCUUGAGUAUGCGCUGCUGGUGUGGUGGACGUCCAGUGUGAAACAGGACGGAGGGUUCCCUGUUUACUACUACACCAUCGUGCUGUUCAGCUACGCAGGGCAUCAGGUGGCGUUGUACAGUAUGUACGUGGCCUGCAUGGCCUUCCACGCCAAAGUGAGCGACCCCCUCAUCGGCGGGACGUACAUGACCCUGCUGAACACAGUCACUAACCUCGGAGGGAACUGGCCGUCCACUGUGGCUCUGUGGAUGGUGGACCCACUGACCUCGAAGGCGUGUCAGGGGGCCGUCGGGCAGAGCUGUGGUUCCACAGAGGAGGCAGGGCUAUGCGUGAGGGAAGGCGGUGCUUGUGUGACGACACUGGACGGCUACUACGUGGAGUCGGUGGUGUGCGUCGUGAUUGGUUUGGCCUGGUGGGUGUGGUUAGGGAAGAAAAUGAGACGGCUGCAGGAGGAGAGCCCCGCCGCAUGGAGGUGCAGAAUCAACCAGUGACGUUACUCACUUCUAUCAUCAACACCACAGACUCUUCUGGAUGCACUGUACCUCUGCAUCCUCUGCUUCAACUACAGCAGAACACUGAAAAUACUGUCAUUCCAUCCACGCCCGUCCGACUCACAUUCAGCUCGGUCCUGCUUUAGCUGCUACGUUCAGAAAACCGUGUCUCAACUCUGCCAGCUUGAAGCACACGAAUCUGAAGGAAAGCAGCAUUGUGACGUGGUGGUUAAAAGCCCUUUUGGUCGUCACUCCUGCUAACUGCGACUCUAAAAGUGUCCUGGAAACAUUCAGGCUGGUCAAGAACUUUUUUAGAAAGUUUAAAACAUUUUUUUUCUGUCAAACCACAAUCUGCUACUUGAAUAUAGCUUUACCAAACCAGAGCUGGGUCAAAGACUUCCUUCCUUUUUCUGUUUUAACUUGCUUGAAUUACCAGAUGGUUGGAUUUGCACAUUUUAAACCUCUUAAGAAAAACAGCAGCAAAAGUAUGCUAUUUCAAUUUGAGCCCUUGGUUAUUUAGAAAUUAAUUUUAAUAAACUCAACACACUCCUCCUGGACACUAGUUGUAUAGUCUGUAUUCAAGGAUGACAAAGGGAAUAUGUAGCGAUGCACUGUGUUGUCCAUUCCCAUAAAGUCUCCACACAGUCUUUUACACUGGGAGAUUCUCUGCUGGGACCUUUACGCACACCGUCAAGCUAUUUCAGCAUAAGGUGAAAGUGCAGUGACUCUCAUAGUCUCUAAUCUGCAGCCUCACGUUGGUAUUUAGGCCAUAGUAUCAGGAGUACUUUAAUACACGGCUAUAUAUAAUAAUACAUGUAUGUUAAAGGUUUUGAGAUACUGUGGGUUAAUGUCUCAAACUAUCUGAUCUGUCAUUGUAAUGUCAAAUUUGCCCGUCUGAUAAUCCACGCAAGUUUAACCUUGAGUGAAGAAGAAUCACUUCAGUUGUUUAAUGUAGAUCUGAUUUAAAAAAAAAUGAGUAUUUAAAUGUUAAUUGUUUUUUUGUUUUUCUCUGAAGUACUUUGUGCCUUGUGUAGCUGAUCAAAGUGUCUCGACUUUAAAGGCCCUCCAGCAGCAACAAGCUGGAAGGCCUGUGGUUGAAGAUCAAGGCAGGGAUCAUUAGUUCUAUAUGGUUUGAAUAUUAUGUGGUUGAGUUCAUAUACUGUUGUUUUUCAAUUACGCAAAAAAGCUCCAAUGCUUUCCACACGCUUAUUACGUACUCCUGUGUGUGUGUGUGUGUGUGUGAUCACACAUUCAUUAUGAAGAGUUUAAUUUGCACAUUGAUAUAUUCAUAAUAUAAAACCAGUGUCACAGAUGGUUAAAUGACCUGAGAUGUCUGAAAUAUUAAAUGAUUUUUGUAUCUUUUAUUUUUCCAAAUUUCCCUUGAAUCUGCUCGGUUAUAGGACCAAUUUAGAUCGUUAAUAUUGGACACUGCUGCAUUUGCCCGUUUAAACCUGUAGGUCAUAUCAGCAGGGCCUGGUUAUGUUUUCUUUACUGUUUGUUUGCCAGCACGAUUAUUCAUAGACUACUGAACUGAUUUCCUUGGAAGUUUUGUGGAGGGCUGGGUCAUGAUCCAAGGAAGAGCCCAUUUAAUUAAUUAUAAUUUAUUUCUUUAACAUGACGAGAUUGCACUUCUAGUUGGUAAUGAUAUUCAGGAUUUUUUUUUUUUCUCAUUUGUUUAAAAAAUGUGAAGUACAAUGAAUUUCUUGCUCACAAAAGAUCCAGAUCCCAGACCAGCAGCCUCAUAAGCAAACGCUCGGCUGUGAUGUUUUCAUAAAAUUGUACACAGAUCUGAUUGUUGCAGUAUUUCCUCUAAAGCCAACAUAGAUGUGAAAAGAGGUUGUUUUUUUACUCAUUUUGCAUAGUUCCUGAUUUCCUACAUUUAUUUUGUGAACAGCUGGUUAAAGGUCAAACAGUUUUUGAAUUAAAAUAAAAUAGAAAAGGUUCAUUCGGCCUUAAAUGCU
Molecule: messenger RNA, 3796 nt
Organism: Platichthys flesus (European flounder)
Lineage: Eukaryota; Metazoa; Chordata; Actinopteri; Pleuronectiformes; Pleuronectidae
Gene: slc33a1
Product: solute carrier family 33 member 1
Exons: 9
Coding region: 183-1835 (550 amino acids)
Cellular component (GO): membrane
Molecular function (GO): acetyl-CoA transmembrane transporter activity
Source: RefSeq, a predicted model, not a curated record